ACAGCCACACCGAGCAAGAAGGUGCGAUACAUACUCUCUCUCCCUGAUCGCUAAGCUAGGUCUUUAUCCAUGGCGGCGAGAAAUGCACUUCUCAAGUAUCUGCGUGUGAAUGCGACACCAGUUUUGCAAUCUUCAUCCGUUCGAAACCCUAGAGUGGUCGGAGGAGGAGUAAUUCAGCUGUUCCGGCGCCAUUUCUCCGAGGAAGUCAGAGGAUCUUUCCUCGAUAAGUCGGAGGUCACUGAUCGAGUGGUUACUUGCGUAAAGAAUUUCCAGAAAGUUGAUCCUUCGAAGGUUACGCCAACUGCUCACUUCCAAAACGAUCUUGGGUUAGACAGUUUGGAUACUGUUGAGGUUGUGAUGGCACUUGAAGAAGAGUUCGGGUUUGAGAUCCCCGACACCGAAGCAGACAAGAUUAGCUCCAUUAACCAUGCCGUGGACUUCAUUGCAUCUCAUCCCCAGGCUAAAUAGGCAGUAUGCCAUCAAAACUAGUUUUCUUUUCUUGAAUUUUCAUGCAAAUUAUCUGCAUCAGGAGACCAUUUCCUUCGGCUUAUCUCUAUUUUUUUUUUGUGUCACACUGUGCUUACAUGCUUUUCAUCAUCUUAUAUCGUCCUUCCUCAUAGUUUGGAUAUUCGGAUCAUCAUUUUGCAUAAUUCCCAAGUAAUUGGAUAUUACUUGAGUAAACUUGAAAUUAUCAUCUAGGUUGCAGUAUUAGUUUGCUGAUGCCUGUUGCUUAAAUAAGUUCUGUUGCGGCUGCAAUUGGUGUAUUUUACUGGUGUUUUCGAGUAGAUUAGAGAUUCUUUUUGCUCAUCUCUAAAUAUGUUUGGAUGAUGACGAUAUUGUGAAACACUGUUCUUUUCUUUCUCUAGUAAUUUUACUGAUUGUCUGCGGUCAUUGU
Molecule: messenger RNA, 895 nt
Organism: Cynara cardunculus var. scolymus (artichoke)
Lineage: Eukaryota; Viridiplantae; Streptophyta; Magnoliopsida; Asterales; Asteraceae
Product: acyl carrier protein 2, mitochondrial
Exons: 2
Coding region: 70-468 (132 amino acids)
Biological process (GO): fatty acid biosynthetic process
Cellular component (GO): mitochondrion
Molecular function (GO): acyl binding; phosphopantetheine binding; acyl carrier activity
Source: RefSeq, a predicted model, not a curated record